CAAUAAUGUGUCUGAUAAAGCGUCAGGCCUUUCCUGUGUCAGCCUGCACAUAGCUGCAACCAGGACACAACCUCAGUCAGUGACUCCGCAUAAAACUGCCAACUGGGACACCAGCCAACAUGGAACACUCUGAGGCAUUCUCUCCAGCCGACAACAUGGGCUUUGGGAACCUGUCAGAUGAGUUGAACCAGUGAGCAGACAGAGAGAACUAUGUGGUACUAUAGAGACCAGAGAACUACGAUGAACACUGUGUUCUGAGAGAGAAGACGACAGACGCUUCCACUGUUGGCCCUUCUACAGGGGGCACCAAUGCUGUGGUCAGAAAUUGAGGGACCCACCACCACUACUACCGAGCUUCACCACCACCCCUCUGACCAGCAACACAAAGUCCCAUAGGAGGAACCCGGAAGUGAAGCAGGAAGUAAGCGGCAGUGGCAGCAGAAGGCAUGCUGGGAUGUGGGGGCGGGGCCAAGCUGCGCCACAGUUUGACGGUGGCCUCGGGAUUCGUUGAAAACCUGUGUUUCUCGGGGAUAGCGUACGGCUGGGCGUCGCUGGUGUUCAUCCUUAAGAACGACGGCUACUUCAGUGACCUCUGUGACAUCACUGCCAACGCCACUGAUCCCGGUGACAUUAUCACGUUGUCAGGGGAGCGGCCCAGUGAUAACAUCACACAGUCAGACUGUAGUGGGCAGGAUGAACAGUUCUCUCUGGUCUUCACCGUCGCCUCCUUCUCCAUGAACUUCCUGCGUUUCCCUCUGGGCUUCCUGUUUGACCGCUUCGGCACCAUGGCGACCAGGCUCCUGGCCACAUGUCUGUACACCACGGGGACCUUGUUGAUAACUGUCUCCAGUCCAGAGCAGUCAGCGUUGCUGUUUCCUGCCAUCUCGUGCCUGAUCACAUCUGGAAUGUUGUUCUACACCACCAAUGCUCAGGUGGGGAACCUGUUCGACAGCCACCGUUCCACAGUCAUAUCGGUCUACGCCGGAGCCUUCGACUCCUCCGCCGCUGUCUUCCUCAUCAUCAAGUUUUUGUAUGAAAGAGGGGUCUCUUUCCACUCCUCCUUCCUCGUUCUCUCUGUCUGCAGCGUCAUCCACGUCUUCCGGACGUUCUUCCUCAUGCCCAAGACCCACAUCCCCUACCCACUCCCCGACAGAUACGCUUACGGGGUGAGCUGCGGUGGCCGGCGUUGGGAGAGAGGGGGAGAGAGAGGAGAAAAGGACGGAGGAGGAGCAGAGAGAAAAGGAGAUGUGAAUGCCAGAUAUCAGAAGAAUGCUGUGUUACAGAAGGCUGACAGAGCCCCGCUGCAGUUGCAGGACAAAGCAGGACCUUCCAGACCCGAUCAGCCUGAGAGAGUUACCAGUUUUAGGAGUUGUGUCCUGUCCUGGUUCUUCCUGUGGCACCUGGUCUGGGUGGCUGUCAUGCAGUUCUGUCACUUCCUGUUCAUCUGGCCAACAGAGACCAACUACUUCAAUCUCUGUCUCUGUUUCUUUCUUUCAGUGAGUCAGUACACCAAUGCCUUUGCCUUCACCCAGCUCUGUGGGGUCCUCUGUGGUCCCUGGAAUGGCCUCAUCAUGGACAGACACAAGGGGAAGCCACUGGCUCCAGGAGAGACGAAGCAAGAAGCCGACCUGCGCUCCUCUUCUCUCUCCCUCUUCCUCACCUCCCUCCAGUGCCUCCUCUUCUACGUCUGCGUCUCCUCUCCUCUCCUUCCUCUCCAGUACCUCACCUUCAUCCUGCAAGUCCUCAACAGUGCCUUCAUCUAUGGUGGACACCAAGCCUUCCUCACCAUCGCGUUUCCCGGCUGCCAUUUUGGUAAGUUGUCUGGUCUGACAACAUCUCUGUCAGCUGUGGUUCUGCUGCUCCAGUUCCCUGUUCUACACCUCAUCAGAGAGUUGCUGCAUGGAGACCCUAUCUAUGUGAACGUGGGUCUGACCCUCCUCACCCUCCUCACCUUCAUCCACCCCCUCCACGUCCACCUCCACUGCCGCUCUCUAGCCAGUCAGAGGAGGGCUAGGACCGAACAGGAAGUGACAAACUCAGGGUCAGAGGUCACCUGCAACAGGCUGGUGGGGAUGUGACGACAACCAACAACAGUAGUGGUGCGUCUCAAUAGUCUAAAGUCGCUUCCUCUCCUUGUCUCCUUUCUUUGAUAACAUUGAUCUGAUAAAAUUGGUGGAAAACAGGGUCUGUGUCCCAAAUAGUGCCCUAUCCCCUACAUGAGGCAUUACUUUUGAUGGGCCCUGGUUAAAAGUAGUGCCCUAUAUUAGGGAAUAGGGUGCAUUGGGGCACAAACAGGUGCCUCUGUAGGAUGCCUUCCCUUCGCCAUCUUGCUUUCACUUGUCCGAUGUAGGUGAAGGAGAGGAGACGAGGAGAGAAAGCAUCUUUAGACUGUUGGGCUGCAUCCAGGACAAGUGCCACUACAUCAUGGACAUUGCCACUGACUGUUCAAUGCAGGGCAAAGGAGGACAGUGACCAAAGUGAAGACCUACUGUAAUGUGUGUGUUAACCUGUCUGAUUGUAAUAAAGAAUACAACUAAACUGUGAAACAACAAAGUCCAAAGUAUAGUUUAGGUUUCAAUGGUCAAAAUAUCAAUCACAAUGGGUUAAAUAUGUGGCUCCCAAGUGACGCAGUGGUCUAAGGCACUGCAUCUCAGUGCUAGAGGCGUCACUACAGACCCUGGUUUGAUCCCGGGCU
Molecule: messenger RNA, 2695 nt
Organism: Oncorhynchus keta (chum salmon)
Lineage: Eukaryota; Metazoa; Chordata; Actinopteri; Salmoniformes; Salmonidae
Product: equilibrative nucleobase transporter 1-like
Exons: 14
Coding region: 447-2078 (543 amino acids)
Biological process (GO): transmembrane transport
Molecular function (GO): transmembrane transporter activity
Source: RefSeq, a predicted model, not a curated record